Dendrobium catenatum is the source of this 195-nucleotide messenger RNA. RefSeq names its product glutaredoxin-C1-like. The record is from RefSeq and is a predicted model, not a curated record. Lineage: Eukaryota; Viridiplantae; Streptophyta; Magnoliopsida; Asparagales; Orchidaceae. The annotation marks the transcript as partial. The transcript has a single exon.
GGCGUCAAUCCUGCCAUUUAUGAGCUCGAUGAGGAUCCAAAAGGGAAGGAGAUGGAGAAGACUCUGGCAAGAAUGGUUCAGAGCAGCUCACCUUUACCUGCUGUGUUUAUAGGUGGUAAAUUGGUCGGCCCAACUGAUCGAAUAAUGUCUCUGCAUCUUAGUGGCAAACUUGUUCCUUUGCUUCGAGAUGCAGGA